AUGUACAUUAUGACCCGCUUGCCCGCCCUCUUGCUGAUUCUUGUCGUCCUUCUUCGGGGCGGCCAUGCGGCUGUUAUCGGCACAGGAAGCACCAGUGCUGCCCCUCUACUCUCUGCCUGGGCCAAGGCCUACAUAUUCAGCCAAGACUCAGAGACGGUGACGUACGGCGCAGUCUCGAAUGUGACUGCGGGGCUGGACCUGGUGACGAACGGCCUGGCCGACUUUCUCGUCACCGAUGGUGCCCUCUCGUCGGCCCAGCUCGGUGUCGGCAAGCUUCAGAUACCGCUCAUCGGGUCGGCCAUCGUGGCGGCCUACCACCUGCCUUCUCUCGCCGCGACCGAUCCACCCCUCGUGUUUGACGGGGCAGUAUUGGCUGCGAUAUGGGUGGGCAACAUCACCUCGUGGAACGAUACGGCCAUCGUGAACCUCAACCCCUCCCUCUCGGGCAAACUCCCAACCGAGCAGAUCGCUCUCUCCUUCUCGACCGGAGACGCUGUGACGCACCUCUUCAUGGCCGCACUUUCCGCGUUCAGCGCCGAUUUCAAUUCAACACUCCGUGCGGCCGGUGGACAGUUUGCAGGCAUCGGAGGACUCUCGUCGGCCGUCGAGCAGUCCAACGCAACAUCCAGACUUGCCUACACCGAGGCGACAGCCAACAGCCUUACCUACGUAGAUAUCGGCACCUUCAACUCCCUGGCGUCCAGCACGGUAGCAUACGCGAGUAUGCGCAACGCAGCCGACACCACCGUGCGGGUCAGCACGGACACGGUGCAGAGCGCCAUGACCGACUUUCGGGCCGCAGUCCUCGCCGGAGAAACAACACUCCUGUUCAACGGCAACGGUACACAGAGCUACCCGAUGAGCUUCAUGCACUAUCUCGCUACGAACACGAGUAGGGUGACCCUUGACUGUUACGCCGUCGAACAAUACCUCGUCUUCCUGUCUUGGACGCAGGUGAACAACGGAGCUACGCAAACGGCUGUGGCCGGCGGCUACGUUCAGCUGAUCAACGGCUUCAGGAAGGUCAUGGUCGAUGCCCUGGGCACGGUGACUUGCAAUGGCGACAAGGCCCUGAGCAAAGCGUUCCUGAUCGUCAACUACAACGACGACAACUUCCAGCUGGAGUAUUUCUACCAGACCUCCCUUCUCGGAGUCACCAGCAUGAUAGCUGGUGACGUCGACUUCGGCACGACCAUCUCGUACCCCACAUCGGCGCAGCAGGCAAUGAUGCCCUACGUUCUGCCUCUCCCCAUCGGGGUCGGUGGCGUCGGACCGGUGUACAAUAUCCCGGACAUUGUCACGGACAAUCUCCUGAUCCUGGACUUCCAGACCAUUUCCGACAUCUACCUCAACAAGAUCAAGCGGUGGAACCACGCCAACAUCACGCGCCUCAACCCGACGCUCGCCAUGCCCGACCACGAUAUCAUCAUCGUGUAUGAGAACGCUACUUCAUCGCCCACCUACCUCUACACUUCUGCCCUCAGCCAGAUGGUACCCGAGUUUGCCGCACGGAUCGGACCCACUACCCGGAUAGACUUUCCGGUGAUUCACGAGGAGCCUCAGCGAACCCUGGCAGUGGCCGCCAGCGAUGUGGUUGGACCCAUGCAAUCCAACCCCUACUCGCUCGGCUUAUGGACCAACUACGACGUGCUCAACGUGCGCACGGUGCGAGCCGCCGCAAUGGUCAACGUCGCGGGCAAUGUGGUGGCGCCGGGAUCAGAGUCAUUUUUGUCUGCGAUGAACGACUUUGCCGAUCGGCCUGAAGUAACCACGCUCUUCCUCGCACCGGGCAAUGGAAGCUGGCCUCUCGCGACCUACAACUUUGCUCUGGUCAACUCCCGCACCACGGCGGUCUGCCAAAAGGCCACCGCCCUGGUCGACUGGAUGUACUGGUCUCAGACCUCCGCCGAGGGCCUGCAGCUCGCCAACGGCAUGGGCGUGACUGUGUGUGGGCAGUCGGAGGUACUGAUGAAGCGCCUGCUGGCCAGCUUCGCCAACAUCACGUGCGACGGUGUGGCUUCGUUUUCGCUCUUCGGCUGCGUCCACGAUGGCACCAUGUGCUCCAACCACGGCAACUGCUCCUCGUCAGGCGUGUGCCAGUGCGGCGAUGACUGGGAGGGCCAGUACUGCCAGACUCUCAAGAGCGAUUCGUCGUCAUCGGACAACCUCGGGGUGAUCUUGGGCGCCACCCUGGGCGCCGUGGUGCCCCUCUUGUGCCUGCUGUUCCUCUUCCUGAUCGGAGUGAUCGUGGCGCUGGUGGUGCACAUGGAGCGCAAGCGGCGCGUGAAGGACGACUGGGAGAUCGACGCCGAUGAGCUCGAAAUGAGCGAACAGCUGGGCGCCGGCGGUUACGGCACGGUCUACCGGGCCAAGUGGCGCGGCACCGAAGUGGCCGUCAAGAUGAUGCCCAGCGAGCAGAUCACGCGCGAGAUGGAGCGCAGUUUCAAAGAAGAGGUGCGGGUGAUGACGGCGCUGCGGCAUCCCAACGUGGUGUUGUUCAUGGCGGCCUCGACCAAAGUCGGCGAGAUGUGCAUCGUGAUAGAGUUCAUGGCUCUCGGCUCUCUCUUUGAUUUGCUGCACAACGAGCUGAUCCCGGAGCUGCCCUACGCACUCAAGAUCAAGAUGGCCUACCACGCGGCCAAGGGCAUGCACUUCCUCCACUCCUCCGGAAUCGUGCACAGGGAUCUGAAGUCGCUCAACCUGCUGCUCGAUAACAAGUGGAACGUCAAGGUGUCGGACUUCGGCCUCACCAAGUUCCGCGACGAGCUCAAGAAGGGAGGCGUCGGCCAAGCGGGCCAGAUGCAGGGGAGCGUGCACUGGAUGGCGCCGGAGAUCCUCAACGAGACGCUCGACGCAGACUACAUCCUCGCCGAUGUCUACGCGUUCGGGAUCAUCUUGUGGGAGCUCUAUACCCGGGAGCAGCCCUACAUGGGUCUGAGUCCGGCGGCUGUGGCUGUGGCGGUGAUCCGCGACAACAUGCGACCGCCGCUGCCGCAAGGAGACGACGCGAUGCCCGCCGAGUAUGCCGAGCUCGUGACCAGCUGCUGGCACUCGGACCCGUCGAUCCGACCUACCUUCCUCGAGUCCAUGACGCGCCUCAGUGGCAUCUCGGGCGACGUGCUCGGCACGUCGCUGUCGCACACCAAGUCCUCCAGCUCGACGUCCUCCUACCCGCUCGCCAUCAACUCCUCGACGUUCUCGCAAGGCUCGGCUUCGGCCCAUUCGUCGAGCUCUGGCUCGGGGUCGACGUCGUCUUCCAAGAACUUGGAUGCCGCAGGGGCUGUGGGCGGUGGUGGCGCGGUCAAGCCGCCCGAGGGCGAGGUGGUGAUCGUGUUUUCCGACAUCACACGCGCCGCGUCGCUCUGGGAUUUCAACGCCGAGGCCAUGCGCGACGCCACGCUGCUCCACAACGAGCUCGUGCGGCGGCUGGUCAAGAAGCACGGCGGCUACGAGGUGGUCUUCCUGCGCGACCGCAACAGCGGCGAGGGCUCCUUCUGCCUGGCCUUCAGCGACAUCGGCGCGGCGCUCGAUUGGUGCGGCGACACGCAGCGCCAGCUGUUGGCCGUCGAAUGGUCCGAGGCGCUGCUGGAACACCCCGGCGCCGCGGAAGAGUGGGGCGACACCGACGACCGGUAUCACCUCCUCCCCAGCAACUGCCAGUUAUAG
Messenger RNA from Acanthamoeba castellanii str. Neff, 3666 nucleotides. RefSeq names its product phosphate ABC transporter, phosphate-binding protein PstS protein. Gene Ontology annotation, molecular function: protein kinase activity; ATP binding. The transcript is spliced from 20 exons. The coding region runs from base 1 to 3666 and encodes 1221 amino acids. The record is from RefSeq and is a predicted model, not a curated record. Gene Ontology annotation, biological process: protein phosphorylation. Lineage: Eukaryota; Discosea; Longamoebia; Acanthamoebidae.